Molecule: messenger RNA, 1873 nt
Organism: Diachasma alloeum
Lineage: Eukaryota; Metazoa; Arthropoda; Insecta; Hymenoptera; Braconidae
Gene: Dredd
Product: caspase-8
Exons: 4
Coding region: 211-1695 (494 amino acids)
Biological process (GO): proteolysis
Molecular function (GO): cysteine-type endopeptidase activity
Source: RefSeq, a predicted model, not a curated record
GCAUGUGGAGAGCGUGUGACAGCUACACAACAGUUCUUCCGGCUUCAGUGCACUUCAGUCAUGUCCGCGAUACGCAGUUCUGUGUUUAUGAAAGUAUUUGAUAACACUGGAGGAUUCUUGGAACACUAAAGACUUUUUUUUUAAAUACAUACGCGUAAUAUGUAGUGGCCUUGGUCAGCUUCAGGUACAGUUAAUAAAGUAUUGAAAUAGAUGACGAUGACAGAGUUAGUGACAGAUGCGCUACCGGCGCAGAAAAACAUUCCCAGGAUAAAUGAUGACUCGAGUAUCGAUAUGGAGGUGCUAAAAAACGUCGAGAAAGACUUGGAAGAUUACGAGAAGUUGAGUCUUCUCUUCUUGAUUCUAGACGAUUUUCAUUGUUUUAAAGAGGUUUAUGAAGCAUUCUGCGGGCAGAAUGUGGAGAAAAUUCUCUCUAGGUUUGUUGGGAAGAUCAACUACUGGCAGACGAAGUUCUUUGAGGGUCUCUGCAUCACAAAGGCAAAAAAAGAAAUCAGAAUGCUGGGGAAAAGCUACGAAGAAUUGGAGAGGAUCUACGUGCCCCAGGCCAUGACAACUGAUCCUACGAUUCCGAGCGGGCCUCGAGUUCAUCCGGGGGCAAGACUUCUGUUCGAAUUAUUCGAUAAUGUUCUCAAUGACGAGCAGAGGGAAUCGCUGUUGAGGAAAAUUUAUGGGGAGAUUCGGCCCCCUGAGUUGAAGAAUGAUGAUCCUAUGGAGAUUCAUGCUCUUUAUUGGAUGAGAGAGGGAUUUAUCAGUCUGUCUUCAGACGGUCGUGGGAACGUCCAGAACCUUUUGAAGCCCCUGAAGUCCCUGGGCCUCUCGGACCACCCCACCUACCUCGACCUCCAGAAAUACUCCGAGAAGGCUCCCCUGAAGGCCCCCACCCCCCCACAUCACGCAUCGACUCCGAACCAUCACAACCAGCCCCCAGUCUCCAAUUUGAUCAAAUCUGCAUACGUUAUCAUUCUAAAUGUCAUCACAGUCUCUGACAGCGACUACGAGGAUAGAACCAGCAGCAACGUCGACGUCUCCAGGCUCGACAGCACCUUCCGAGGGCUGGGGUACACCGUCAACAUCUUCAACGACCCCACAAGCCCCCAGAUCAAGGGAAUAUUAAACGAUUUAAAGACAAACUUCGACAGGAGAAAACACGAUGGCCUGAUUGUCUGCAUUCUGAGUCACGGAGUCGAGGGGCACUUCGUGUCCCACGACGGCGUCGAGGUGCCCCUGUCCUCGAUAGAAAAAUCCGUUUGCGUACCCCAGCUCCAGAUGGUUCCCAAAAUCGUCAUGGUCCAGGCCUGCCAGGGGAACAAAAUAGGACGCGCCAUCAGGAACGAUCUUGUGGCCGAUGGACCCCCUGGGAAUGCGGGCGAGAGGUGCGUCAACACUCUAGAUCACGAUCGGUUCCUCCAGUUCUCCUCGACGAUGAGAGAGUGCAAGGCCAUUCGCCACAAGGAGACAGGGUCGUGGUUCAUCAAUGCUGUCUGUGAUGUGUUCUGCGAGCCCAGGGGGCAGGACUCCCCUCUCUCCGUCUACAAGUGGACACAGAGGGUGCAGUAUCUCGUCAAGAUGAACGAGGGGGAGUUGGAGAAGGGGCUCAUGGCCACGCAACUGCCAGAGGUGACGUACCUCAGGUUCACUGAGGACUUUUAUUUCCCGGUCUAUCGAGGGGGCAGCUAGGGGCGGGGAACCGAGGGGUUGGGGGGUUUAAGGGGUGGGGUGUGGACUUUUUUUGAAUUCUUGAUGUCUUUGGAUUUAAGCCCCCGAUGGAUUAUUUUUCGAAUGUUAUCUCGAUUGAUUCUCCAUCCUCACAAUCUAAAAUAGGGGAGGGUGGGGUAAAAUGGACACUUCCCUUUUU